Messenger RNA from Vicia faba (fava bean), 1101 nucleotides. NCBI's taxonomy places the organism in Eukaryota, Viridiplantae, Streptophyta, Magnoliopsida, Fabales, Fabaceae. The record is from the annotation of a GenBank genome assembly.
AUGUCAGGAGGCUCACGGUAUCUCUUCAGUAAGGGCAUCCUUUCACACGCUUCAGAUGUUCCUCCUUACAGACUCUUUCUUGAAGCUCAUCCAGGUGCUUACACAACAACACGGACUCACGAUAAUGCUUCAUGCUUGAUGUUUUGGGAAAGACAUGUCAAAAGACUUUCAGAAUCUAUACAAAUUCUCUCAACUUCGGCGCCGCAAUUUUUAUUUAAAUCUCAUAAUGCUUCAACUUUGCAGCCAUUGUCACCAAAUUUCCCAGUUUGGCAAGUUGCAUUGAAGAUGCUUGUUAAUGAUUCAUUGGAGAAAGUCUUGCCAAUUGCCUUGAAAGAGAGGGUUGGAUCUGAGGAGCUGAUCGUCAAUACUCUUGUUACUGGUAAUUUGGAGGAACUGAAUGUAUGUGUGACUGCGAGUGAGGAUAAUAUGAGCAAACUUUUUGAUGUGCAUGUGCAUAUUGAAACUUAUGUUCCUCCUCAAUUCGGUAUUCGCGGAAAUGGUGAACAUUUGGCUGUUGGAGGCUAUGGGAGGAACAUUGCAGGUGCAAAAUAUUCAGAUUGGGUGAGGAUUAGGAAGACUUUGGAAAAGCUCAGACCUCCAUCAGUGACAGAGUUGUUGCUGUCUUAUGAUGGUGAUCAAAUACUAGAAGGUUCUUCUACAAAUUUUUUUGUUGUUUCCCGCAAGGAUGGUUGGGGUUCAGAUGAUGGGAAGGCCCCAUUUGAUUAUGAAAAUAAAAACUCUUUUGAAGUGCAGACAGCUCCUAUCACUGACGGCGUUCUUCCAGGAAUAAUACGCCAACUAGUGCUCGAGGUAUGCAGGAAAGAAGGUAUCACAUUUCGAGAAGUUGCUCCAUCAUGGUCGAAACAUGAAAUCUGGGAGGAAGCAUUCAUCACAAAUAGCUUGAGGCUUUUGCAACAUGUAGAAAGUAUUCAGGUUCCAACCGAAUGGCAAUCGGCCCAUUCUAAAACAUGGAAGGAUAUAUCAUGGACAAAAAAGCAAUUUCAGGAUGGACCUGGGAUGAUCACAACUUUAAUCCAGGGAAAGGUUAUGGAAAAAGCAAUUUCGGAAGGGUAUCCAAUAAGAAACAUAUGUACAAGGUGA